Diospyros lotus (date-plum) is the source of this 2552-nucleotide messenger RNA. RefSeq names its product phenylalanine ammonia-lyase. Gene Ontology annotation, molecular function: phenylalanine ammonia-lyase activity. The record is from RefSeq and is a predicted model, not a curated record. Lineage: Eukaryota; Viridiplantae; Streptophyta; Magnoliopsida; Ericales; Ebenaceae. The transcript has 2 exons. Gene Ontology annotation, biological process: L-phenylalanine catabolic process. Bases 208 to 2349 code for a protein of 713 amino acids. Gene Ontology annotation, cellular component: cytoplasm.
ACCAAUCUCACCAACAAAUCUUAAUCUCUCUCUCUCUCUCUCUGUGUGUUUCUUGUUCCCAUCAUUCCCUCUCAUGUGCCAAAGAUCAUUUCUUUAAUCUCCUUCCUUCCUUCCAGCCUCUUCUUUUUCACUUCGUCCUAUAAAGGGAUUUGCUUCCCUUUUUUUUCCAUUUGCUAAGGUUUUUGCUUUCUGGCACCUUAAACAAUAAUGGAGUUGUCGCAUGAGAACGGCAAUGGCAAGAUCUCCACAGAGAGUUUAUGCGUUAAACUAGAUCCGCUGAACUGGGGUUUGGCGGCGGAGUCACUGAAGGGGAGCCAUUUGGAGGAAGUGAAGCGCAUGGUGAGGGAGUUCCGGCAGCCGGCGGUCCGGCUCGGCGGCGACACUCUCUCCAUAGCCCAGGUGGCUGCGGUGGCCGGCGGCGAGGUGACGGUGGAGCUCUGCGAGUCGGCCAAGGCGGGCGUGAAGGCCAGCAGUGAUUGGGUGAUGGAUAGCAUGAACAAGGGAACGGACAGUUACGGCGUCACGACAGGGUUUGGUGCAACUUCACAUAGGCGAACCAAACAAGGCGCUGCUCUUCAAAAGGAGCUUAUCAGAUUCUUGAAUGCUGGAAUUUUCGGCAUUGGAACGCAAGAAACAAGCCACACACUGCCUCACUCUGCUACAAGGGCUGCGAUGUUGGUAAGGAUCAACACCCUGCUUCAGGGAUACUCUGGCAUUCGAUUCGAGAUAUUGGAAGCCAUCACAAAGCUCCUCAACCACAGCAUCACUCCAUGCUUGCCUCUCCGGGGCACCAUCACUGCCUCGGGCGAUCUAGUCCCCUUAUCGUACAUCGCAGGGGUCUUGACCGGGAGGCCUAAUGCCAAAUGUGUAGGGCCUAACGGGCAGGCCCUUGAUGCCGGGGAGGCGUUCAAACUUGCUGGGAUUGGCUCCGGGGGGUUCUUUGAGUUGCAGCCUAAAGAGGGCCUUGCUCUUGUUAAUGGCACGGCAGUUGGGUCUGGUUUAGCAUCCAUGGUGCUUUUUGAUGCCAAUCUACUGGCUGUUCUAUCUGAGGUUUUGUCGGCAAUUUUUGCUGAAGUAAUGCAGGGGAAACCCGAGUUCACCGACCAUCUAACACACAAGCUGAAGCAUCAUCCCGGCCAGAUUGAAGCUGCAGCCAUAAUGGAACAUAUUUUGGAUGGCAGUUCUUAUGUCAAGGAAGCGCAGAAACUACACGAGAUGGACCCUCUUCAAAAGCCUAAGCAAGAUCGAUAUGCUCUACGCACAUCCCCACAAUGGUUGGGCCCCCUGAUUGAGGUGAUCCGAGCAUCGACCAAGUCCAUUGAGCGCGAGAUCAACUCGGUGAACGACAACCCCCUGAUCGACGUGUCAAGGAACAAGGCCCUACACGGUGGGAAUUUCCAGGGUACCCCAAUUGGUGUCUCCAUGGACAACACCAGGUUGGCUUUGGCAUCCAUUGGAAAACUCAUGUUUGCUCAAUUCUCCGAGCUGGUUAAUGACUUCUACAACAAUGGCUUGCCUUCCAAUCUCUCUGGCGGAAGGAAUCCAAGCUUGGAUUACGGGUUCAAAGGCGCCGAGAUAGCCAUGGCUGCCUACUGCUCGGAGCUCCAAUUCCUGGCCAACCCUGUCACGAAUCAUGUCCAAAGCGCCGAGCAGCACAACCAAGAUGUGAACUCUCUGGGAUUGAUAUCUUCCAGAAAAACAGCCGAAGCCAUAGACAUCUUGAAGCUCAUGUCCUCAACCUACUUGGUGGCACUUUGCCAAGCUAUUGAUUUGAGGCAUUUGGAGGAGAAUAUGAAGAGCACGGUUAAGAACACAGUGAGCCAAGCGGCUAAGAAGGUCCUUACCAUGGGAUUCAAUGGCGAACUUCACCCCUCAAGGUUUUGCGAGAAGGACUUGCUUAAGGUAGUUGAUCGCGAGCACGUCUUCGCAUACAUCGAUGACCCCUGCAGCGCGACCUACCCGCUAAUGCAGAAGCUGAGGCAAGUCCUCGUUGAUCAUGCAUUGACCAACAGGGAUGAUACGAAGAAUGCCAGCGCCUCAAUCUUCCUCAAGAUUGGAGCUUUUGAGGAGGAAUUGAAGACCCUCUUGCCGAAAGAAGUUGAGAGCACACGAAGUGCCGUUGAGGGUGGAACUCCAGCAAUUCCAAACCGGAUUGAGGAGUGCAGGUCUUAUCCAUUGUACAAGUUUGUGAGGGCAGAACUGGGGACCCAGUUGUUGACAGGAGAGAGAACUCGAUCCCCCGGUGAGGAUUUCGAUGAGGUCUUCUCCGCAAUUUGCCAAGGAAAGAUGAUUGACCCGCUGCUGGAAUGUCUCAAGGAUUGGAAUGGUGCCCCCCUUCCAAUCAGUUAAGAAACAUACUACUCUUCCAGAACUGCCUCUUUUCUUUUCCCCCGUCCUUGUCCUUCUAUUUAAUUACAUGAAUCUGCUGGAUCGGUUUGUUUCCUUUUCUUGUAUUGCUAUGGACUUGUGUACAGCAAGGGACUGUAGUUCAAUUAUACGUCAACUUUUUUGCUCAGAGAUGAAUAAUAAGCUUCUUCUUCUUCUUCUUCUUC